AUGGCGGGCAAAGAGGGCUUGGUCCAACAGAUCAAGAACAUGCAGCGCAUUGACCCCACAUUUAGGCAGACUUGGUGGGACUUCUGCGAAUCACAGCUUGGCGGUGUUCGUGAUCCCAAUCGUCACGAUGAGAGCGUCUUGGGCACGUUUUUGGAGCAGUACAACAGCGGCGCCAUUGCCCCAUCCCCUUAUCGUGCUGAGGAGGAGUGGUGGAACAAAGGCAAAGGCAAGGGCAAAGGCGGCGGCGGUGGUGGCGGCGGCAACUAUGGGCAGAACAGUGUUUUCAGUGGCGGUGGCUAUGACAUGGGUGCGCAGGGUUGGGGAAUGAUGAUGGGUGCAAGCUUAUCCGACAUGGUGAAGACGGGCCAGCGGGCAUCCUAUCACUAUAGGACUGCUUGGACCAUCUACUGCGCACUGUAUGGGGCGGGCAAGAACGACCCAGCCAGACAUGAGGAAAAGUUCAUCCGCGGCUUCAUCGAUUACCUGGGUGAGCUGGCAACAAACGGAUUGUCGUCCAUUGCAUCUUCCCAGGGCAUCAAUCUCGAGGAAAUCACGGCCCAGACCACCAACAAGCGGCCGCAAAUGGGUGGUGAACCACCUGCCAAGAGGUUCAAGUCCGAACCCGACGAGAUCAAGCUACCCCUAGCAGAGAAGGUCAAGAACAUGCAGAGGUCCAAUCCCGCAGCAAAAGAGGCUUGGUGGGCCUACUGCGAUUCCCAGGCUGGAGGCCUGCGAGACCCAAUGCGCCACGACACGGACUCGCUGCAGGCCUUCCUGGCCAGCCAGGGUGCCAUGUAA
Symbiodinium pilosum is the source of this 798-nucleotide messenger RNA. Lineage: Eukaryota; Dinophyceae; Suessiales; Symbiodiniaceae. The record is from the annotation of a GenBank genome assembly.